Messenger RNA from Nothobranchius furzeri (turquoise killifish), 1878 nucleotides. RefSeq names its product tubulin beta-4B chain. Gene Ontology annotation, biological process: mitotic cell cycle; microtubule cytoskeleton organization. Gene Ontology annotation, cellular component: microtubule; cytoplasm. Gene Ontology annotation, molecular function: structural constituent of cytoskeleton; GTPase activity; GTP binding. Lineage: Eukaryota; Metazoa; Chordata; Actinopteri; Cyprinodontiformes; Nothobranchiidae. The record is from RefSeq and is a predicted model, not a curated record.
UCAUCAACGGUUAAGUAGGCUUCAACCGCCUAGUUCUAGUUGGGUUAUUCCGUUGCUGGAGUGCUGAAGAGAGUCAACUUUACCACCGUUGCUGUAUCACAACAAGUUUCUGGAUAAAAAAAUGAGAGAAAUUGUACAUCUGCAGGCUGGCCAGUGUGGCAACCAAAUCGGAGCGAAGUUCUGGGAGGUGAUUAGCGAUGAGCACGGCAUCGACCCCACCGGGACGUACCAAGGGGACAGCGACCUGCAGCUGGAGCGUAUCAACGUGUAUUACAACGAGGCUUCAGGUGGCAAAUAUGUCCCUCGUGCUGUGCUGGUGGACUUGGAACCAGGCACAAUGGAUUCUGUGAGGUCUGGUCCUUUUGGUCAGGUGUUUAGACCUGACAACUUUGUCUUUGGUCAGAGUGGAGCUGGCAAUAACUGGGCUAAAGGCCAUUACACAGAGGGAGCUGAGUUGGUUGAUACAGUCCUGGAUGUGGUGAGAAAAGAGGCAGAGAGCUGUGACUGUCUUCAGGGCUUCCAGCUCACUCACUCCCUGGGAGGAGGCACAGGCUCUGGUAUGGGCACUCUCCUUAUCAGCAAGAUCCGAGAGGAGUACCCCGACCGCAUCAUGAAUACUUUCAGCGUUGUGCCUUCACCCAAGGUUUCAGACACAGUGGUGGAGCCUUACAAUGCCACGCUGUCCGUCCACCAGCUGGUUGAGAACACCGAUGAGACCUACUGCAUCGAUAAUGAGGCCUUGUAUGACAUCUGUUUCCGCACAUUGAAACUCACCACACCCACCUACGGUGAUCUCAACCACCUGGUCUCCGCCACCAUGAGCGGUGUGACCACCUGCCUGCGCUUCCCUGGGCAGCUGAAUGCUGAUCUGAGAAAACUGGCUGUCAACAUGGUGCCGUUUCCCAGGCUGCACUUCUUCAUGCCGGGCUUUGCUCCUCUGACCAGCCGAGGCAGUCAGCAGUAUCGGGCUCUGACGGUUCCUGAGCUCACCAUGCAGAUGUUUGAUUCCAAGAACAUGAUGGCAGCCUGCGACCCUCGCCACGGACGCUAUCUCACAGUCGCCGCCAUCUUCAGAGGACGCAUGUCUAUGAAGGAGGUGGAUGAACAGAUGCUGAAUGUGCAGAACAAGAACAGCAGCUACUUUGUGGAGUGGAUCCCCAACAACGUGAAGACGGCCGUCUGCGACAUCCCUCCUCGCGGCCUCAAGAUGGCCGCCACUUUUAUUGGCAAUAGUACAGCCAUUCAAGAGCUGUUCAAACGCAUCUCGGAGCAGUUCACCGCCAUGUUCCGCCGUAAAGCCUUCCUCCACUGGUACACCGGGGAAGGUAUGGACGAGAUGGAGUUCACCGAGGCAGAGAGCAACAUGAACGACCUGGUGUCGGAGUAUCAGCAGUACCAGGAAGCCACCGCUGAGGAAGAGGGGGAGUUUGAAGAGGAGGGUGAGGAGGAUAUGGCCUAACCCCUCCAUGCCACUGCUCAGGCUGAGCAGCAUGGUCCAGCUUUAGUCAGAAUGUUGAGUUUUAACAUUUCAUUGUUCUCUCGGCUUUGAGUGUUUAGAUGUUUCCUGAUCUUACCUGUUCUGUUGUUUCCUGUUUGGAUUAUAAAUGUUUUUCCUGUUAACUCGUAUCUUUCACAUGCCGACACGACAGAAAGUAGCUGCUGGGCAAUCAGAGCCAUGAAAACUUGGUGGUGCAGUUCUUCUUUUGGAUUGAAUUACAGACUACGGAUGUUGUAAUCCGUGAUGAAGACCAUCUGCAGGUUCUUGCCAGUUUGGUGCCACAAAAGCAAAUUGUAUGUUACUGGGAUUCCUCUCUUAAGCUUGGUGUGUACUGAAACACUAAUUUCCCUUCCCUGGGACAAAUAAAGCUUUUCAUUUCA